AUGUCGCCACACGUCUCACCUUCCCAGCUUGCUUCGGUUGUGUCUCGCAGCCCGCAAUCCAUCAUCUACCCCGUCGGCAAAGAGAGGGCCAGCUUCAAUACCGUCGCCGUGACGCCGUUCCAGUGGUCUGUCUACGACAUUGUCAAGCAGAUUCCACCAGGCUCCCUGUCAACCUACGGCGACAUUGCCAAGCAUCUCGACACGUCUCCGCGCGCUGUCGGCAACGCGCUCCGCAGGAACCCCUUCUGCCCUCUAGUCCCUUGCCACCGCGUCGUUGCCUCUAGUGGCGCACUGGGAGGAUUCUUUGGCGAGACCAAGGAAGGGGAGGUCGUCGACACCAAAGUCCGCAUGCUGCGCGACGAGGGCGUUCGCCUCAGUGCUGGGCCCAAGGGAUACACCAUCGACUCUGUUGAACUCAAGGCGAGGCGUUGGACAGCCGACGGGGAGUGA
Messenger RNA from Apiotrichum porosum, 450 nucleotides. RefSeq lists its product as uncharacterized. The record is from RefSeq and is a predicted model, not a curated record. Gene Ontology annotation, molecular function: methylated-DNA-[protein]-cysteine S-methyltransferase activity. The transcript is spliced from 3 exons. The coding region runs from base 1 to 450 and encodes 149 amino acids. NCBI's taxonomy places the organism in Eukaryota, Fungi, Basidiomycota, Tremellomycetes, Trichosporonales, Trichosporonaceae. Gene Ontology annotation, biological process: DNA repair.